CAAACCAAGAGCAAAAAAUAGGCAAGGUCAUCCAUGGACUCCCUCAAGUCCUGCUCCAUCGAUCACAUGCAUGCAUGCAUGCAUGCACACAGGGGCUAGCUAGAUCUCUGGCUAGCUACCAUCAUCCCAAACUCUUCUCUUCCACACACGCAUGUCCCCCCAAGGUGAGGAAAAAGGAAGAACGACGUGCGUACGAACGAGUCGAAUCGUCGAUCGAGAAACCAAGAUCAGGCCGGUCGGCGGAUCGAUCUCGUUGAACAAAUGGAGAGGAGCAAGGGCCGCCUCUCGCUGCUGCUCCUCGCGGUCGUGCUGGCGUCCCUCGUUGCCGGCUCGUCGGCGGGCAUCUACCACAUCGUCGGCGCCGGCAAGGGCUGGACGAUGGCCCCCAACAAGACCUACUACGGGGACUGGGCCCGCACCCGGAACAUCAGCGUGGGCGACAAGCUCAUGUUCCUGUACCGGAGCGGCGUGUACAACAUCGUGGAGGUGCCGAGCCGGGACCUGUUCGACGGCUGCAGCAUGCGCAACAUCACCAACCGCUACCAGAACGGGCCCACCAUCAUCGAGCUCAUCCCGCCCGCCGGUCCGCGCUACUACUUCUGCGGCGUCGGCAAGCACUGCGAGGAGGGCCAGAAGCUCAAGAUCUACGUCGCUCCCUUCGCGCCCUCGCGCACGCAGAACGACGACCCGGCCGAAGAGGACGACGUCUAUGACGACAUGUCCGGCGGCUCGCCCGCCCUCGCCGCCAUGCCGCUCCUCGCCCUCGCCGCCUGCUUGCUGCCGCUUCCGCUCCUGCUGCUGAUGUAAACUUGAUCCAUCAACGUCAACGAUCUGUCCAUCGUACUCCUAUAUGUGUGCAUGCAUGCAAGCUACGGUUUUUUUUCAUUUUCAUCAACAAAAGAAUUUUUUAGAGGAAAAGGCAGAUGCCCCGAUUCCAUUUCAU
Triticum dicoccoides is the source of this 943-nucleotide messenger RNA. Its product is annotated as cucumber peeling cupredoxin-like. Bases 262 to 807 code for a protein of 181 amino acids. Gene Ontology annotation, cellular component: plasma membrane. NCBI's taxonomy places the organism in Eukaryota, Viridiplantae, Streptophyta, Magnoliopsida, Poales, Poaceae. The record is from RefSeq and is a predicted model, not a curated record. Gene Ontology annotation, molecular function: electron transfer activity. The transcript has 2 exons.